GUCUAUGAUCUCGCCAUUGCUGCGCGCAAUCUUUGCUUCGCGUGAUUUGGCGCGAGACACUACCGUGUCUCUUGAUUUUUACUUCUUGAAAUUUUAACAAUUAAAUAAUCAACAAAAAUAAAAAAGGCUUUUGUAAUGUGUAUUCAAGAAUCAGUAAAUCAGUAAGCUAAAGAAGAUCAACCUUAAUUAAACGAUCAAGAACAUCACGUCAAGAAACGAUGUUUAUCACUAUAAUGUUAUUAUCCAUGUUUAUUUUAUUGGUAUAUUAUUAUUACGUACAUUAUGGAAGAACUGGACGACUCAUUAAUCUUAUACCGGGACCACUGGGCAAUCCGAUCGCUGGCAAUGCAUUUCAACUUUAUCUUUCAGCAGAGGAACAAUGGAAAUUGAAGCGUAACCUAUCUAAUAAGUAUUAUCCUAUUUUUAAAUUAUGGAUGUUCUUCACGUAUGGUGUGUCUAUCCGUCAUCCAGAUGAUCUAAAGACGAUACUAAACAGCACCAAGCGCUUCGAGAAAAGUCGUUUAUAUAAUUUGUUUCAUCCUUGGCUCGGCACAGGUCUUUUCACCAGCACAGGCGCUAAGUGGAAUGCGCGACGAAAGAUAUUAACAUCUGCGUUCCAUUUCAAUAUAUUGAAUCAAUUUACUAAUAUUUUGAUCAAGGAGGGCAAUUGUAUGACAAAAGCUUUGAAAGAUGUCGGAGGAGUAGUCGUAAAAGAUUUAGUACCAUUUAUUAGUGAACAUACGCUAAACGCCAUAUGUGAAACUGCCAUGGGCGUCUCUCUGCAAAAAAUCUGCAAAAACGAGUUCCAGCAACAGUAUCGAGAUGCAAUUCACGACAUAAUCGAAUUGCUAUUGUAUAGAGCAUUCAGGCCUUGGUUUUAUAACGAUUUGUUAUUCUCAUUAUCGCCACAAGGAAGAAAGCAAAAGAAGAUCUUGAAAAUAUUGCAUGGAUUUACGGAAAAAGUCAUCACGGAAAGAAAACUUUAUCACAAACGCACCAAUGGCCGAUAUUUGAAAAACUUUGAAAAUGAGACGGAAAUAGAUGAUGUCAAAAUAUCUGGAAUUAAAAAAAAACAACUAGCUUUGUUGGAUCUUUUAAUAGCAGCAUCUGAAGACAAUCUUUUAACUAAUUUGGACAUCAAAGAAGAAAUCGAUACCUUUAUGUUUGGGGGUCACCAUACUACAGCGAUCAGUAUAACCUUCGCUUUAUUACUUCUAGCUGAAAACAAAGAUGUCCAGGAACGUGUGAGGAUUGAAGUCGAUACCGUGAUGCGAGAGAACGGAGGAAAACUUAACAUGACAUCGUUGAAAAAUUUGUCAUAUUUAGACAGAUGUGUAAAGGAAAUACUGCGUUUAUAUCCCGUCGCGUCUUUCAUAUUACGAAAUGUUGAAGAAGAUGUAAAAUUAGGUUCAUAUGUCGUACCUGCCGGAACAAUCUUACAUCUUGAUAUCUUCGAAGCUCACAGAGAUCCCAACUUUUGGUCAAAUCCAGAUGUAUUUGAUCCAGAUAGAUUUUUGCCAGAGAGAAUGCAGAAUCGUCAUCAAUAUUCCUAUCUACCGUUCAGCGCAGGACCGAGAAAUUGUAUAGGUCAGCGAUUCGGUCUGCUACAGUUAAAAGCUAUAAUUUCUUCUUUGGUGCACAAUUUUUACUUGGAACCCAUAAAUUAUUUAAAGGAUAUCCAGUUGAGCUUCGAUAUAAUAAUUCAUCCUUCUCAUCCGGUUUACAUAAAAUUUAUCCCAAUCAAACGCAAAUAAUCGUUUAAAACUAAUACAAAUAUCACAUGAAUGUAAGAAAUCAAAAUGUUUUGUACAAUAAAAUGAUUUAAUGUGUGA
Messenger RNA from Formica exsecta, 1832 nucleotides. RefSeq names its product cytochrome P450 4C1-like. Lineage: Eukaryota; Metazoa; Arthropoda; Insecta; Hymenoptera; Formicidae. The coding region runs from base 219 to 1754 and encodes 511 amino acids. The transcript is spliced from 12 exons. Gene Ontology annotation, molecular function: oxidoreductase activity, acting on paired donors, with incorporation or reduction of molecular oxygen; heme binding; iron ion binding. The record is from RefSeq and is a predicted model, not a curated record.